GUUCAGUUCGAAGGUCUGAAUAUGAUGAAAUUGACUGUAUGUCAUAAACAGGUCUUGCUGUCUACUGCAUCGUGGACAAGCGAUAGGGCUCCGAGUGAUGGGGUGAUAAGUUAAGUCCAGUCUUUCGGCUUGUAAACUAGGGAGCACAGCCACUCACGCAUCGCAUCUGAAUCCGAGUUACUUGAUCAACAUUGCUGCGUCAUUGCGCAUGAGUCCAUCACAGCCAUUUUCUUGCCUGCAACUCGAAUGUGAAACACAACACACGAUUCACAAUUGCUGUUUGGCGAUAUUGUUGGUACUGCGUCUAGAGCGACAGAUUCAGUGAAUGUACCCUUGGCCACAAGACUUCCUAUCAUACAAGCCUUGAGCCUGUCAUGGCGCCGCAAGUCGAGAUAUCAAUACCCAACACGACGGUUUCGGGAACGUCCAAGCCUUACACGAUUUACAACAUCACAUUACGCCUUCCUCUUCGAUCCUUCACCGUCCAGAAGCGCUACUCUGACUUUGUCGCUCUGCAUAGUGGUCUGACUGAUCAGGCCGGCUCUCCUCCACCAGCCUCACUCCCAGCGAAAUCGUGGUUCUCCAAGACCGUCUCAAAUCCACAACUAACCGAAGAACGACGGCAAGCCUUGGAAACAUAUCUUAAGACGAUCAACGAAAUCGAUGACUCACGAUGGAGGACUACAAGCGUGUGGAGGACGUUUCUCAACCUUCCCACUUCUUUUGCAAGCCAAACAUCAAGCAAAGCUGGCGCUCUGCACUCGGUUAUCACAGGUCCGGCAGGAGGCGGCGCGCCCAUUACAGACCCCGUGGUAUGGUUGGAUUGCCACAGAGACAUGAAAGCGCAGCUUCAGGAUGCCCGCCUAAGUCUCACAAAUCGUGAUCAGGCUUCAACACCUCAGAAACAGCAUGAGGCUAGCGCUACUGCCAAGAGCAGUCUUGUAAAGGCAGGCUCGAUGAUCAAGGCGCUGGAAGAAGGGCUCACGAACAUCCAAAAAGCUUCUGACGAAGCUUGGGGAGGUCAGAAGUUGGGAGAAGGCGAGAUCAGAAGAAGGAAAGAUCUGAUCGCAACGGCGAAGAAGGACAGGGAUGGUCUUGAAAAUCUCCUGAAUGCCAUGGCCACGAAGUCCAAGCUCGAUACUGCUGUCGCAUCCAUACAGGACACGCAGCAAUUGAUGGGGAGCAAACCCAAAACUAGUGGCAGAGUUCUAGGGAAAGAGACGGCCGAGACGAGAGAGCUGGACAAUCAAGGCGUACUGCAACUGCAGCAGCAAAAGAUGGCCGAUCAAGAUCUGGACGUGGAAGAGCUGCGGAAGAUUGUGAUGAGGCAGAAGGAAUUGGGGAUCGCCAUCAAUCAAGAGCUUGAGGUGCAGAACGACAUGCUCAGAAUGGUCGACGAAGAUGUCGAUCGUGUACAGGGCAAGAUCAACAUCGCAAAACGAAGGAUUGGCAAAAUCUCAUGAGGAGAAACAUGCGACCAGUAUCAUUCAAAGCAUCAAAUGGGUAUCACUCGCCCUUUCC
Molecule: messenger RNA, 1521 nt
Organism: Exophiala viscosa
Lineage: Eukaryota; Fungi; Ascomycota; Eurotiomycetes; Chaetothyriales; Herpotrichiellaceae
Product: Phox domain-containing protein
Exons: 1
Coding region: 375-1463 (362 amino acids)
Molecular function (GO): phosphatidylinositol binding
Source: RefSeq, a predicted model, not a curated record